Molecule: messenger RNA, 1853 nt
Organism: Oncorhynchus kisutch (coho salmon)
Lineage: Eukaryota; Metazoa; Chordata; Actinopteri; Salmoniformes; Salmonidae
Exons: 14
Coding region: 376-1839 (487 amino acids)
Biological process (GO): mitochondrial fusion
Source: RefSeq, a predicted model, not a curated record
UUGUCCUUAAGGCUUUUAAUACAGUAUUUUAUCUCAAUUUCAGAUAACUCAUCAUCACAAAAAUCCCUGAAAUCAUUAUCUAUCUUAGCAAUGUUUGCAACACGUCAUGCUCUUAUCAACUGAGCUACGAAGGAGCACGUCGACGUCACUAGAAUGAUGACAAGCAAUUUUAAGGGAUUCUAAAGGGAAUCAGAAUUCCAAACUAAUUUCUAUGGCAACACAGUUGUCAAUUUUGUAAACAAUCAUUUUCGAACGUGUGUUGCCAAGAGACAUCUAACCGACGUUCUAUGGAACGUUUUCUGUGCGAAAACAACAACUUUGCUGCUGACAACAAACUUGUUUGAUUUUUGAGACCUGAGAACAAUCGACUGGAAAAUGCCUGGGUGCUUUUCAAGACUGGCGGAGAGAGUGCGUGGACGUCGGCGGCCUACUGCGUCGACAGGUUGUUCAAAUUCAUUUGUGGCUUGUUUUUCUUGUCUUUUUCUGUUUUGCAGGGUUCGUGAUCGUCGACAGGUGGACAGCGACAGCGACUUCGAAGAGGAAACAACUGUCCUGGAUGAGGUCCAGUUGGAUGUGCCAUUGGAUGAUGUGCCAGAUGUUCCACAGCUGCCAGUCCUCCUUGAUGUCCAGAAUGCUGCUAUCAUCCUUGAGGAUGUGCCAGAUGUGCAGACUAUCCUUGAGGAGGCCACUGGCAUUUGGCAGUUGAUUCCGAUUAGGUUCAGCCCCCAGUACUGUGGGCCUGUUGUGAUCAGGAACAAUGCCGGUCCGGUGGUUAAAGCUUGGAGAACUUUCCAGUUCAUCAGCCCCAUCAUCACCUACAUGUGUGGGGGAUCCCAGCAGGUGGUGGUGAGGAUGCACCACGUGAGUAGGGUGAGAGGCCUGGAGACUCAACUGGUGUGGGCCAUCUCCAAGGAGACAGCCAGGCUUAGUCCAGAGGGCAUCCCCUACUGUGCCACCAAAGUGCAGUCCAUCACUUGGAUCCAGCGUGUGGCUGGCAGGGUGACCCACUAUGCGUCUCACCUCCGCCACGAGACGUCUGUGGACGUGACGCUUGGCUGCUACCAGCAGACUGAUGUCUCAGUGGUGUACGCCACUCUCCACAUGGGGCUGGACGGGCUUCUAUCCUCUUCAGCGUGGUCGGAGGCUGCCUCCUUCUCUACUCCCACCACUCAGCAGUUCACUGACCCAGAGCCUGAGGGCCACAACUGCUAUGAGGGCUGGGAGGAGGACCUGCUGCCUGAGGAGAGGGAGGUUCCUCUGCUAAACCUCUACCUUACCACCAAGAGAGUGGAGGACAUCGCCCUGAGGCUCGUCUCCUUGCGCCAGGCCUUCACUACCCUGCUUGGUUCCACCCUGAGCAAGAACCAUCUGUUUGUGGCGGGAAAGGUCCUCCUGGGCGGCCUUGUUCAGGCCAACCACAUGGACGAGGCCAAAUUCAUCCGUACCUAUAAUGACUUUGUGGACUACCUGAGUGACCCCUCCAAGCGGAAUGACAUUGAGAGGGAGCUGGCUGAGGCAAAGAUACAUCAUGUGAACAUGAUAGAUGUCCUCUUUGAGCUGGUGCUGUUUGGGUUGAUGACAGCUCAGAAGUCCCUGAUGGUGCACCCUGGUGGGUUCGUGGAGCGUCUGUACGCUCUCCUGUACUCCUUCCUGCCCACUGCUGCCAACAUGGAGCCAGAGGCUGACAGAUACCUGCUGCUGCUCAAUGGCGGACUGAUGGCUCUGCUAGAUGACAUGUUUGGCCAGCAGCUGGCCUGGUAUUUUAACUCCGAGUCUCUGGUCACUGAGCUCUCCAGCCUCCUGGAGUACCACUUGGAGAACCUCAUGGCCAGCAUGUAGUCCUACUGCAGGGA